GUUGUAACUAAUUAUUUUUUGGCAAUAUUUCUUCUCUUUCUCUCUUGUAUUCAAUACGAAGCAAGACAAAACAAUAAGCAAUAAACUGAUCGAAGGAUUUGCAAAAUAGUUUCGAGAAAUGUCAAAAUUACAGAAACAGUGAAAUGUUUCAUAGUAUUGUCUAAAAAGGAAUGAUAUCUAAUGAAAGUUGACUCAAUUAUAUAUAUACAGUGUAUUAUUGGAAGUAUAAACUAAGGACCUGACCUAAGAAUUGAAAGUGGUGAAGCAUCAAUUCACACAUCUAGAUUAUGCGAUUAUAGUUUUUGUAGUGUUAACAAUUAUAGUAAGAUGCUAAAUCAACAACAUCCACUCUUAAGCACUAUAGAUUCCUACAUAGAGCCACUUUUAAAGCGUGUCUUGCAAACUAAAAGACUUGGAAUAUGUUAUGGUCUGAUAAAAUUGGAUUCGGCAUCAUCAAGUUGUGACAAAAACAAAAAUGAUUGUUUCAAGUUAUCAAUUCCCUAUGCAGGGGAGCAUCUUGUCUGGAAUAUAUUAUUUGAUUCACAAUAUCCUGAGAUGGGUCCAGACUUCAUAUUCAACGAUCAAAAUUUCCUAGCGGAUCCGGACAUUGAUACUGUGUCUUCUUGGGUACCUAGUCUUGCUAAAUGGAAUCCGAAUGAUACUGAUGCAUUACUCAAUGUGCUGACUGAAUUAUUAUUAUAUUAUAAAGACCGUCAGGUACAAUUACUUGGAAAGCAAGGAGAUCGUUUGCAAUUUGAAUACAGCACACUUGUUUGUGAAACAGAGAUAUUUACAGAAGAUAUAGAAGUGAUAAUGUUACCAUUAGGGACAAAGCCUACAGAAGCAAAAUUUUUUAUUCGCAUUGCUAUGGAUUAUUCUCGAUUACCUCCACGUAUUAAUAAAUCGCAAAAUUAUGAAGCUGUGCUCAGUAUCACAUUUUACGGACCAGAUUGGAAUCGUAUUUUGCCGCAACUUUAUCUAUCCAAUAUCUUAGAAGAUAUUUUUGGUGGACCAGAGUCUUUACAUAUUCCACCAUUUCCGCCUAAUAAAUAUCUAAUGGAUUAUGUUCCUGAAGUGAAGAAGUUUAUGGAUGAGAAGAUACAAAAUGUAAUUCAAAACUUUGAACGAAGAAAAAAUUUUAUUGCGACUCUAACUGUAUUACAGCGUGGUAGCAUAUUGGAAUAUGAUGCUAUAGAAUUUAAUUGGAUUAGCAUACUGUUAGAGCAACGAGACUUUCAUUUUCUUGUACAUUUUCAUCUCCCAUCAACAUUUCCGAAAGAAAGGCCGCAAGUGACAUUACAAUCAGUAUAUCACAUGACAUCGCAUGGUGCUUUAUACAUAGAAGUGUUGGAGGAUAUAUCGUACAGUCCUAGAUGGCCGAUAACGUUGAUGGUUGAUAAAUUUUUGACAUACAUAAUGGAAAAUGCAGUUCAAAAGUUUCAGGCAAAUUCGAUCAAAAAUCGCUAUUAAUAAUUUAAUCUGAAAUUAUAUUUUAUUAUAAAAUCUAUAUAUUUAAUAGUUGAUAUUGUGAAAUAAAAAUGAUUUGGUUUCAACGUGAUGAAGAUA
This is a messenger RNA of Nylanderia fulva, 1566 nucleotides long. Its product is annotated as BRISC and BRCA1-A complex member 2. Gene Ontology annotation, cellular component: BRISC complex; BRCA1-A complex. The record is from RefSeq and is a predicted model, not a curated record. Gene Ontology annotation, biological process: double-strand break repair. Lineage: Eukaryota; Metazoa; Arthropoda; Insecta; Hymenoptera; Formicidae.